Molecule: messenger RNA, 2066 nt
Organism: Spirodela intermedia
Lineage: Eukaryota; Viridiplantae; Streptophyta; Magnoliopsida; Alismatales; Araceae
Source: the annotation of a GenBank genome assembly
AUGGCCGAGGUGAGGAAUCGUUGAACAUUACCUUUCAUCGGGGCCGUUAAUAAUCGUCAAAGAGCUAAUUGGGAUUCCCCUUGGUGUUAUGGUGUAGGAUGGACACAAGGUUUCCCUGAACGUAUAUGACCUCAGCCAAGGACUUGCACGCCAACUUUCGUCAUCAUUUCUUGGCAAAGUGAUCGACGGCAUAUGGUAACACAAUGUCUCGCAUUAUUUUCACAUCAUCAAAUAAUACUCUUGGUAUCACAGACUUGUAGAUCUCACCAGGAAAUGUUCAGAAAGAUAAUCACUUGUGCUCUACUUUGGAAAUAUGAAAGAAUAAUUUUACCCUUGGGAUUGAAUUUACUCUGGGGAGGGUGGGAGAAUACAUUUGUGAGAACGAUUUGUGAAUUCUGAAUUCGUGAAAAGGAUUUUAUGGCUCUUACAUCUCAAAAUUUCUUUGAUGCAACGGCUGAGAUCUGCUCAGAUAAGAAGACCAUUAACAUUCGUAUGCCACUGCAAGUCGAGGCUACAGUUUUUGCGGCUUUAGUCACUGGUCCAGUACGCUCCCUUUUUCUCAUCGAAUUGCACUCACCACUGCGUGCCCAGGUUCAAAAUAUCUUUAAAAGUAUUUUUUCCCCUCUCGUAUAUAUUUCUUCCACGUUUCAUGGCUAUCAGUACUGUUCCUCUUUUUUCUUUUUUAUCCGUGAUGGUGUUCCAAGUAUUGGGUAGAUUCUAAUCCCCUCUUCUGGCAUUUCUCAAGUUUUUUUGUGAGGUGGGGUAGCCCUGAUUCCGUUGUAGUCCCUAUCCUACAUAGCAAUAUGACAUAUCGGUCUGUAUGCUUCUAAUCAUAUUUUCUUUGUCCUUAUUUGAGGUAUGUUGUACUUCUCUAUUUAUAGAACAAAUGUGUGUCAUCUUGAAUUCCGCAGCAAAGAAAUUUUAGGUUUUUUCUUAGCUACAUCUCUGUAAACGCGUACAAUCUUUGCGUUCUCGAUACGAAGCUGGGGAAGAUUGUCUGGAAUGUAUUCCAAGUCAACGACGUCUCAACGAUUUAUCGUAGACAUUACUACGCACUUACUUACGCCUACUGAACUACUCUAAUUAUAUGACAAUACUCGAAUUGUCGCGCGUCCCCCUUCUCCUUUUGUCACUUCCUGAGAGAUAACAGUGAAUGUUCUGUCCCCAUGCUCAUUCAUAUUACAGUUUCAACGAUCGUACGUAGCCUCUUUGCCUCAAUCUGAGUUCAUUCUCCAGGCACACGGGCGUGGUGGUGUACGGCAGCGAGUACUACUUCGGAGGAGGCAUACAGCAGGCUCCCGUGGGAACCACCCCAUACGGUACCCCGGUGACGGUGAUAGACCUGGGCGUCACCCACGUCCCCAAGGAGCUCUUCGAGGAGUACCUUCACGAGAUCGCCCCCCGCUACACCAUGGAGACUUACAGCCUCCUCGAGCACAACUGCAACAACUUCAGCAACGAGGUCUCUCAAUUCCUCGUCGGCGUCGGCAUCCCCGAGUACAUACUACGCCUCCCCCACGAGGUCAAGAGCAGCCCGAUGGGCGCUUUAAUCUGUGAGCAGCUCCUCCUCCCCCUCAUUAUCAUCAUCGUCUCUGCAAUCCCCACCAUGCUCGAUUCCAAGUCAUGCUCAUUCAUGUCGUUCUUGUGCAGUGCCCAUGAUACAGCAGCUGGAGACCACCCUGAGGGCGGGCGCAGUGCCGCAGGCCCCACAGUUCAGGCCGGCGGCUCUGGCGAGACGGGCCGACAACACCUCGACCUCCACCAAGGAAGGCCGGAAGGAUGCUACUGGCGCCACUCCUCCAGGGGCGUCAUCCAACAGCAAGGUCGAGAGCAGUUCCCCCUCGAAGGACGUGAAACAGUCGGCCUCCAGCGGGGGGGCACUACCUGCUGCUGCUGCCGCAGAUCCUCUGGGAGACGCCCGGAGCAGGGUCCAGGAGGAGAUAACUAAGGAAUUCGUAGCACUCAUGGCCAGCGGGACCCUCCGCGCCAGUGAGGCGGCGGCGCUCGCCACCAGGAGAGUCAUGCAGAGGUACGGCGGUGCCGCCACCAAUGUUUCCGCCCAGUGA